Messenger RNA from Bombyx mori (domestic silkworm), 7372 nucleotides. RefSeq names its product AMP deaminase 2. Gene Ontology annotation, molecular function: AMP deaminase activity. The transcript has 17 exons. Gene Ontology annotation, biological process: IMP salvage; AMP metabolic process. Bases 1569 to 4544 code for a protein of 991 amino acids. The record is from RefSeq and is a predicted model, not a curated record. Gene Ontology annotation, cellular component: cytosol. Lineage: Eukaryota; Metazoa; Arthropoda; Insecta; Lepidoptera; Bombycidae.
ACUUUUUCUUGCUUCUCGAACGGGACGGUACCUGUAUAUUGACGGUCUACGCUAAAGUUGUGUAUCAUCGCUAAUCCUUAUCCAUUCCUGCCCCAUACCCUUCUCCCUAAGUGAUACGGCGUGAGAAGACGAAGGCAUCGGUUCCGGUGAGUGAUUGCAUGAUAUUUUGUUAAAAUAGUACACACGGCGCCGCGAAUCGCGGCACAUGUUCGACGCGCACCUCGUGCUGGUUUCCGUAGCCCUAGGCUGCCACGAGGUCGCUGGGUUCGAAUCGAACAAUUUCUGGUAGCAGAGCGUGGUUAGAUUUGUGAAAUCUAUAUAAAUUACCACGAAGUAAAAAUUUUUACGUCUAACCUCACUUAAUUUUGUUACUAGUCAGCAGAAGUAGUGUAGGCAUAGGGUUCGGUUCUGUUUAAACUAUCAUUCUGCUGACCUAGGUCAGGUCGUUUAGUGUGUUUCUAUCCACCUGGUUAAGAAAAUUAGUGAGUAGUAAUAGUUAGUAAUAGUAAGACUGAUUUAUUAGCUUCCACUGCGCAUAGCUGACUAAUUGUACGUGAGUUGGACAGCUGUGCUGGCUGAGUUUAUGACCUAGCACACAGCUGCUACAGUGGUCAGCUAUUUUCAUACUAUUACUACAGAUUUAUGUUAAUUCUGCUCAUCAUAGCAGUAGAUUACCACAUCUAUUUAAGCAUAGUUGUGUGUAACAAUCUGAAUGUUAUUACAGUUUGGGUUUAUAAUUUAUUAUUAAUUUGUGUAUGAUUGUAGCUCACUUCCUACUUAUAUUUUAGUAUAAUUGAGCUGCAACACAUUUGUAAUUGAAUAUAACUGGAGUACUUGUUGAACUUGUAGUAGUAGAUUGCUGGUUGGGCCCUGUUUGGAGACUAGCUUAGUUAUAGUCCAGAGGCCAACGGUGUAUGAGUGUCAUUUCAAAACUUAUACCAGCAAUUUGCUAUUAUAUAUAUUUUUUGUUAUUUGUUUUAAUUUGUUCUAAAUUUAAAUUACUUGUUUGAAUUUGUGGUAGUGGAUUGCUGACUGUGGGCCCUGCUUGGUGACUGGCUUUGGUAUAGUCCUGAGGCCAUCAGUGUUUGAAAAUUAAUUCACAAAUUUUUAUCAGCAAUUUGCUAUCAUAUAAUUAAUUUUUAAUUUUAAUUUUGUUAUUUGACUUACCCGUUGAACAGUGUGAAUACUUUGUGAUAGUAAAUUGUUGAUUGGGUCCUGCUUGGUGACUAGCUUCUAGUUAUAGUCUAGAGGCCAGGUGCGCUUGAGUUUAGUUGCAACUCAAAACCUGGUAUCAGCAAUUUUCUAUCUUAUAACUUUUAAUUUUAAGUUUGUUCUUAUUUGUUGGGGUGUCCUUGGUACAGUGGUGAGGUCUAGGUUACCUAAAUACUUAGGAGUAGGAAUAUUUUGGUGGGCUCACUCGUACACUCCUUUAAAUAAUUCCUUUGAUUUUUUUUAAAUUUUGAUUUUGAAUUUUUUUUUUAUUUUUUUUUAUUUUUUUGACAUUUUUUUGAAUUUUUUUUGAAAUUUUUUUUGAUUUUUUUUUGUUCUGGUUGUAAACUGCAAGUAACAUGUCGGUGUCCUACAUUCGCGGGAAGGUGACUAGUGAGCUCCGAUGGUUCGCAUCAGCUCAUGCUUUGGUUGACAGAACGGAUAGGGAUGCAGCAUUGCUCGAUAGGGCGUCUCAGGUGCACGAACGGUUGGAGGUAGUGUACGAUCGGUUGUCUGACCUCGUUGCUUUGGGGUCCGAAGUGGAGAAGGAGGUGAUCCAUGCCAUCGGUCUUGACGUGGACCAGUGUCAGGAGUACGCUGAUGCCAUUCUGCAACGGGUGGCCGAUAUUAAGAAGCAGUCGUCUUCCGGUGGUAAUGGAGGUUCGGGAACUUCGUCAGGCGUCAUAUCACGCCUCCCCUCCAUUGACCUGCCGAUCUUCCACGGUGAUCUGAACGAGUGGGUCGGCUUUAUAAAUUUGUUUGACAGCCUGGUCCAUGGUCGGUCGGACUUGACUGCCUCUUAUAAGAUGGCUCAGCUUCGGGGUGCUCUGCGAGGUGAACCUGGUGAAUUGGUGGCACACUUGCCUAUCACCAACGACAAUUAUGCGGUCGCACGCCAGAUCCUGUUCGACCGAUAUCAAAAUCAACGACGGUUGGUGGACGCUCAGCUGGCCAGGCUGUUUGCGAUACCCAAACUUUCUCGGGCUUCCGAUAUCAGAGCCGAGGUACUGAAUCCAGUUACGGUGGCCACUAAGGCCUUGGGCAAUUUGGGUCUACCAGUAGACCAAUGGUCAUAUCUGCUCUUUUAUAUUGUUGCAGGUAGGCUGCCGGUUGAGGUGCUCACUCGAUUCGAGCAGCAGGACAACGCAGGCAGUGAAAGUCCGACGAGCGCCGUGGGGGCGGAGGCGCCGCGGGAGCUCCCUAAUGAACUCUCCGCGCCUUAUGAAGUCCCGCAGUUUCCAAUCGAACAAAUCGAGAAGAAACUACUCAUACAGAGGCAGCUGAAUGUUAAGGCGGCGGAAUGCGCUCAGUCUGUGCGUUCAUUCGCGGGCAGCGAAGCAGGCGCGGCAGCCGUGUUUGAAGAGGCGGCUCGGCUCAGGGUCCCCGAUGAUGACGAUGACGAGAUCAUCUUGCCGCACUUCCAGCGUGUCGCUAUCAGCGGCGAGGAUACUUCCGGGGUACCACUGGAAGAUCUUCAACAAGCGUCCUCGUACCUGGUGCAGGCUCUGGAAAUGCGCAAGCGUUACAUGGAGAUGUCCCAGCAGAGCUUCUCGCCCAUUACGGCGCGCUUCAUCAGGAGCAUGGACGCGGAUGCCGUAGCCAACCACGUACCCGUUAAAGUACCCAACAAACAUAUUGCGGACCAUAUAGUCCACCCUCCAUUCAGAGACAAGGAUCCGUGGGAAUGUCCUAUGCCGGAGCCCAAGGGCUACAGCAUACGACUAAACAGGGGCGUGUUCAACAUGUACCGCCAAGGACCGAACGGAGAGGAGCGACUGCCCUACGAAUACAUCACACUGGCGCAAUACAUCCAGGACAUGAAUACAAUGUGCAACAUGAUCGCCGAUGGUCCUCUAAAGUCCUUUUGCUACCGUCGCCUCAGCUACCUAUCGUCCAAGUUCCAGCUCCACGUUCUGCUGAACGAGCUCAGGGAACUAGCUUCCCAGAAGGCAGUUCCUCAUAGAGACUUCUACAAUAUCAGGAAGGUGGAUACGCACAUCCACGCGGCGUCUUGCAUGAACCAGAAACACUUACUGCGGUUCAUUAAGAAGACAUUGAAGACGCAUGCGGACGAGGUGGUGACCCUCCACAAAGGCACACCUAUGACCCUGAGGUCUGUGUUCCAAUCCAUGAACCUGAGCACCUACGACCUCACCGUGGAUAUGCUGGACGUGCACGCGGACCGGAACACGUUCCAUCGCUUCGACAAGUUCAACGCGAAGUACAACCCAAUCGGGGAGAGCAGACUCCGCGAGGUGUUCCUCAAGACCGACAACUACAUGAACGGAAAGUACUUCGCCAGGAUCAUUAAGGAGGUGGCGUCGGACCUGGAGGAGAGCAAGUACCAGAACGCGGAGCUGCGGCUGUCGGUGUACGGCAAGAGUCCCGGCGAGUGGGCCAAGCUCGCCAAGUGGGCCAUCCAGUACGACGUGCACUCCAACAACGUGCGCUGGCUCAUACAGAUACCCCGCCUCUACGACAUCUUCAAAUCCAACAAAAUAAUGAACGACUUCCACGAGUUCUUGAACAACAUCUUCCAGCCUCUCUUCGAAGUCACAAACGAUCCUAACAGCAACAUCGAGCUGCACAAGUUCCUCACACACGUGAUCGGGUUCGACAGCGUGGACGACGAGUCCAAGCCCGAGAACCCGAUGCUGGACACCGAAGUCAAAAGCCCCGAAGAGUGGGACGACGAGGAGAACCCUCCGUACGCGUACUACCUCUACUACAUGUACGCCAACAUGACUGUACUGAACCAUUUCCGCAAGGAGCAAGGUCUGAACACGUUCGUCCUGCGUCCUCACUGCGGAGAGGCGGGUCCUGUACAGCAUCUCGUCUGCGGCCUCCUGCUCGCCGAGAACAUCUCCCACGGCCUCCUACUCAGGAAGGUACCAGUCCUGCAGUACCUGUACUACCUCGCCCAGAUCUACAUCGCGAUGUCUCCGCUCAGCAACAACUCGCUGUUCCUCAACUACCACAGGAACCCGCUGCCGGAGUUCUUAGCUCGAGGGCUCUGCAUCACUCUCAGUACUGACGACCCCCUGCAGUUUCACUUCACCAAGGAGCCGCUGAUGGAAGAAUACAGUAUCGCAGCGCAAGUGUGGAAGCUCAGUUCAUGCGACAUGUGUGAAUUGGCAAGGAAUUCGGUGCUCAUGUCCGGAUUCCCGCACGAGAUGAAGCAGUACUGGUUAGGGCCCAACUAUACCAAGGAAGGUGUGGCCGGUAAUGACAUAACUCGAACCAACGUACCCGAUAUCCGCAUUUCGUUCCGUCACGAGACCAUCCUCGAUGAGCUGACCAACAUAUUCAAGGAUGGUAUGUCUACUCAGAGAUAAACUACACCCACGUUCAAGACAGUGGUUGCUACUAAAUAUAUAAUAUACUUUAUUAACAAAUAAAUGGAUUGUAAUUUAAAAUUUAGCCCCAAUACCGUGUAUUUAGGUUAAGAUCCAUUGUGAUAAAUGAAAAACGAAAGAUUGAAAGUGCCAUUUCGUUGUUAAUGCUGAGUCUCUUUGAUAUAAUGAACUUGUAGAUUCACAUACCCAUAACGUUUAUUGAACGGUUCAGUGAAAGCUUUUAUACUUUUACAUAUUGAUGAUUGAAUCUAAUUAUUAACAGUUUCAACGCAUUCCCUUGUUGUUGUGGAGCCAAGCGCUUUACAAGUAACAACCUGAUGAACUUACCAUUUCAAUCAUGAACUAAUUUAUACAAACGUGAAUCAUGCGAUAAAAUUAUAAUGUAAUAUAUUUAAUAAAAAAGGGAAUAUUAAAAAUGUAAUCAUGAUUUAUCUAAAUACAUAUAUUUAUUUGAAAUCGUCAAGUUAUUUGAUGGCGUAAAAUUGGCACUAUCAACCUACAUUUUUAUACGUCUAUUGGCUUUAUAAUAAUAUAAGAUUCCUAAAUAUUAUCAAGAUUAAUUUCCAUAUACACGAAUUAAGGUAAAUUGAUUUUAUAUUGCUUUAGCUCUGUUGAGAAUUUUUUUUUUAAUGGAGUAAAUACAUACGUAUGUAUUUGUGUCGUGUGUGAAUGAAAAACAAUACUAGGCUCGCUACAUGGAUGUUAUUCUUGUACUCGCACAGAAGAUAUUUCAUUAUGAAACUUUCAGUUCAAGAUAAGGCACCCAUGACAGUUCUGUUUUCGUGAAAUUGAUACGUACGUGACGUGCAGUGUGUUCACGAAUGAUCCCGAUUGAGAAUUUGUCAGUAAGAAAUUUGCUGUUAAAUGGCAGGAACGAUUUGCCCGUGUAACCUAACUAAUAGAUAAAUAAUUACAAUAAGUAAUCCUCAUAUUAUCCAUACGUAAAGAAGUAUAACAUCUAUCGCGUUGCUUAGUGUAUUUGAUUGAUUAAUAAAUUAACGCUGUUUUUAAUUUUACUCAUCCUCACAUUUUGCUAUUAGAAUCAGACCUAUUGAAAUCUGUAGGCGGUACAAACCAACUAUAUACAUUACAUAGGUAAGGUACAGUAACAGGGAUUCAUGUCAUAUUCCCUCAUACUUCCCAUAAAUUUGUGCAAAAUUGAACCACGUGCAACCUGAUCGAAUUGUUAGGAAAGAUUUAAGUAUAGAUGCUGACUAGUUCUGUUAUUACGAUACAAACUAUGGAAACUAGAGAUAGCCAGGGUUGCAAAUGAAAAUGCAACGGACUGGUAAGAAGAUAUUGCAGUACCGUAAUAUUUUACUAGCGCCAAUAAACCCUUUCAAAAUUUGUAAAUUGAAGAGGAAAUAGUAUCGUAGGAUGCCGUUUUCUAAUUAUUGUUUUUCUUGCUUUACCAAUUUCUCAUUUUUCAAUAGAAAAAUCUUGACAUCUUCCUGAUAGCCUUAGAUAGCAGUAAAUUAUCUUGUUUCGAUUUCCACCCUGUAAAAUAUGAAUUAAUAUGUUUUACCCUCAUCCCUUUGUGUCUACCCUCUAAAUGUUGAGAGAUGUAGCCUCCUAACUAUAAGCUAGUUUGUAUCGUCCUUAACGAUCGUGGUCUCCUCCUAACACAGUCGUAGUGUAAAUAUUCACAUCUAUUAGUAAUUCUGCAUUCUGCCCUUGCGCAUUUAUUGUCUUUUUCGCUAAUGUCUGAAGUGAAACUUUGGCGAAAGAGACAAAAUGCGGUCCAAUAGUUCCGGGGUACCACGUUCGAUAAGGCCAUAUGUGUCUACUAUUGUGUAUUGCUUGAUUGUGAUUUUGUUAACGUGUACGUCAGUUUGGCGGGUGUAAUGUGUGUGAUCGGGAGUUGCUUACUGUUAUUUUGUUUUGAAAUAAAACUGUAUGCAAAAUGAAAGGGCCUUAAAGUCGGUUAUUGUCGGUGUAUCUAUGUCGAUUAACUUGACAUAUUAUUACACGGGUAUGUAUAUGUGAGAUUAUAGGGCUAAAAGUAGUGGAUUUUAACUUUGACACCAAAACCUACUAUUUAAAAAAAAAAACUUAUCACAUUGACAACCGAUAAUUGACAUUGACAUUCAUAUUCUUUUAAAGCAAACCUAGUGUGCCAGUGUGAACUGACUAAAACUGUACAAAUAAGAUGUAAAUACCGAUCUUUCCACAUGUAUAAUAUUGAUUCUAGUACCAAAACAUUUGCGCGAUCAAAGUUGCUGCAGUCUUUAUUACCUAAGAACAUUCCCCGUGAAACUCUUAACGUUCGGACCUAAGCUUCGCAUCACUAAAGGACCAGUUAACAAUAAUCAUUUGCAUCCGCGUCAUUACAAAUGGUCCACAGAUUACACUCGUCAUUCCGGCUAAACAUAACUACUCUGUCGUCCUUAAUAUUGAAAAUUUUCAAAUAUUAAAGGUAAAAAAAGCAGAAUUUUGCUUUGUAUUCGUAUAACUCGUGUUCAAUAUAGAAGCAAAUACCAUACUCCGCGCAUAUGACUUUAAUUCAUAUAAAAGAAAAUAACAGAGCCAAUAUAAUGACACUGUUAACAAUCUGGACGCCGAUUUGCCUUUGGGUUUCAAGCUCAUCCAUCAGAUAGUUUAAUCUGAGUAAAGAGUACCUCCAUUGUAAAUUAUUUAACCUUCAAUAUUUGGAUAAUUUCAAUUAUUUAGUACUUAAGUUGUCAUUGUUGACGCUACACUACAUACAUAAUAAAACUGUCGCAAAACAGUUUGUUUGUUUAUGAUAAUUUUUUAAUCUUUAAUAAUCAUGUUUAUCUUAUUGUUGGGAAUAAAAUUCGUAUAAUCGA